UAUCCUGUGUGCGGUCGCUCAUUUUCUCUCUCGCUCGCUCUCAGAAUGUUACUCAUGGCAGUGUGUUGCUGAGCAGCAGCCAGUUGUGUUUCUCCUCUCUCUGAGCUGACGCUCGUUCUCUCAUCCUUUGCUCCGCAGCCAGACCAGGCACCAUCUCUUCUUCCAGAUAGUCUUCUUUAAGUUUUUGUAUUUUUUAUUUUAUUUUUUUAUUCUCCCCGCCCCAUCAUUGUGGAACACUUGUGGAAGUAUUUGACCCUGUGGUUGUGUGUGUGAGAGUGUACGCGUGCUCAGUGGGUUUUCAGCAUGGAAGCGGUGGCACUGUAUACAUUUCGUGCCACAGAAGGCGAUGAACUCAGUUUCAACAAAGGAGAGUUAUUAAAGAUCACCAACAUGGAGGAUGAUCCCAACUGGUACACGGCCGAGCUCCACAACAGAAAAGGCUUUGUGCCAAAGAACUAUAUCAACCUGCGGCCACACGCGUGGUUUGCAGGUCGGAUAUCUCGCGGGGUAGCAGAAAGUCGCCUGAGACACAGGGAAUGUGGAGCAUUUUUGGUCCGAGAGAGCGAAAGUGCUCCUGGGGAGUUUUCCAUGUCGGUCAGUUAUGGGGACCACGUCCAACACUUCAAGGUGCUGCAGGACCGUUGUAGUCAGUACUACGUAUGGGAUGAGCUCUUCUCCUCCCUGAACGAGCUUGUGGAGUUCUAUCAUAGCAACAGCAUCGCGAAGGAGAGGACCGUCUUUCUGCGAGACCCCGAACACUUUGCAAGACGUCCUCACCACGCCCACGCCAUCUUCGACUUCAACCCUCACCACCCCUCGCAGCUACGCUUCCUGCGGGGAGACGUCAUCGAGCUCAUUGACUGCUCCGACACACUGCGCUGGAGGGGCCGUUGCCAUGGACACGUGGGCUACUUCCCCCCGGAGUAUGUCCAGCCUGUUUACCACUGCCAGUGAGCCCACACACUUCCACCGCUCUUGGAGCAGAUGGCAUGCCGAGUGAUGAGUGACGAAAUCAUAAAAUAAAUAAAUAAAUAAAUGGAAAAUAACUCCCGUUUACCACAUCCUGGGCAAAACGUCUGCCUAAUAAUCAGCUGUGACUGGCACAUCAGCUACUCCAGCCCGCAAUCUCCACCAACCUAGAAAUGUUACAUCAGUGGCACCAUCCGUGAUGGAAAACUCACAAUCAAACACUUGCUGGCCUAAUCAUUGAAAAUCAUUAGGAUUUGUCGAAUUGAACCAAAAGGAUGAUGCAACCAGUUUGUUCAGAGGAACCCGGCAGAGGAAUCAACCCUCCCACUCAUCAAUUUGUUGUCAAAUUGAGGGACACAAGUGUCAUUAUGUUUUGAAUAUUUGGACCGAGUGGUCUGAAAAUAGACGGCACACUUCUACGGAGCAGGACGCGGCAUUCUGUGUCGACAGGAUUGGCCGUGCACAAAUGAAAAUUGGAACGCAAGUGUUUGGUGCGAUCAUGUAGGCAGCCCUUUAACUCUAUGGACCAGGCCAAUGCCACGCAUUUAGGAGAAUUUUGUACAAAGGUCAUCCUAGCUACUAGAUCAUUACAGUCCUAAUCGUAACCACUUUGACCGAAUGCCAAAACAUUCCGGUACCAUUUCGGCACAGCGCAUCCACCAUGUUUGUGGAAAACACUGAAUGCUGAAAAACGUUCCAUGAGACUUGCCAGUCGGACUGUUCACACUCAAACUAGAUCCAAUCAUCGAUAUGUGUAUUCGCUGCUUGAGAUGACUGCUCAACAUUAUUCGACUCCGUGCUUUUAAGUUGUAGAAGGAAGUCAUGUCAUUGCAGUUUGCAAAAGAAAUAAAAGGCUGUUUUUAAAACAGGCA
Hippocampus zosterae (dwarf seahorse) is the source of this 1841-nucleotide messenger RNA. It is a transcript of the gene grapa, whose product is annotated as GRB2 related adaptor protein a. Lineage: Eukaryota; Metazoa; Chordata; Actinopteri; Syngnathiformes; Syngnathidae. The record is from RefSeq and is a predicted model, not a curated record. Bases 304 to 954 code for a protein of 216 amino acids. The transcript has 5 exons. Gene Ontology annotation, molecular function: protein binding.